This is a messenger RNA of Ostertagia ostertagi, 450 nucleotides long. The record is from the annotation of a GenBank genome assembly. Lineage: Eukaryota; Metazoa; Nematoda; Chromadorea; Rhabditida; Trichostrongylidae.
AUGGUGAAAGCCACCAGCGUAAAAGACGUGGACCAGCAUGAAGCUGUGAAGCAAAUCGCUCACUUCCUCAAAAAGAGUGGCAAGGUGAAGGUUCCCGAGUGGUCAGACAUCGUCAAACUUGGAACUAAUCGGCAGCUUGCUCCCGUUGAUCCUGAUUGGUACUACAUUCGCACCGCCAGCAUUGCUAGACGUCUCUACAUUCGAUCUCCAGCUGGAGUUGGUGCUCUGCGAACUGUUUUCGGUGGAAAGAAAGGGCGUGGUUCUCGACCUAACCAUUUCAAGAAAGGAUCCGGCUCCGUAGUGCGCAAGGCCUUGCAGACCCUCGAAGCUAUCAAAUGGGUUGAGAAACAUGCAGAUGGCAAGGGUCGAGUCUUGUCAAAGCAGGGAAGAAAGGAUUUGGAUCGAAUUGCAACCGAACUUCGUCAGCACGUUAAACCGAUUGAGCUCUAA